Molecule: messenger RNA, 5826 nt
Organism: Anopheles gambiae (African malaria mosquito)
Lineage: Eukaryota; Metazoa; Arthropoda; Insecta; Diptera; Culicidae
Gene: Fs(2)Ket
Product: importin subunit beta
Exons: 5
Coding region: 480-3125 (881 amino acids)
Biological process (GO): protein import into nucleus
Cellular component (GO): nucleus; cytoplasm
Molecular function (GO): nuclear import signal receptor activity; small GTPase binding
Source: RefSeq, a predicted model, not a curated record
GUCAAUUUUUAGCGCUUCCCGUGAAAAGUUUGGCUCGAAGUGUGCGAGAAGGUGGAGAUUGGAAAAAAGACGAAGCAAUCAGUCAGCGAUUAUCUGACGUGAAAACGCUUUUCCGCAUCGAAAAACGAAGAGCUUCUUUCCAGCUGUAGCUGUAAAAUCUGUUGAACAUUCUGUUGUUUCGUGGAACGAGUAAAUAUUACGCUGAAAUCGGUAGUUCAUUGUAGGCCUUCGUUGGACGAGUGACGGAAUUCCCACGGCGUGUGUGUGUGCAUCCCUUCGCAUUUGUUCCGUCAGUGCGUGCCUACGUUUGUGUGUUUGUGCGAGGUGCGCGUGAGUCGCCCCCGUGCUAGAAGUGAAAAAGAGGCACCCAAGUGAGCAAGCCAAGCUCCUCCAUAAACCAUCAUCAUCCUUGUUUUAUUUGCGGCAACCAGUAGCCGUUUGUUUUUUGGUGUAAACCGUCUACAGCACCCGCUUCACCCAUGAUGCAUAUAGUGCAAAUCCUCGAGAAGACCGUCUCGCCAGAUCAGGAUGAGUUGCUUGCGGCGAAAAACUUCCUGGAACAGGCGGCCUCUACCAACUUGGCAGACUUUCUGCGGGCGCUGUCCGAUGUGCUGGUGUACCCAGGCAACUCGACGGUCGCCCGUAUGGCGGCCGGUUUGCAGCUAAAGAACCACCUGACGAGCAAAGAUCAAACGAUCAAGCAACAGUAUCAAGACCGCUGGCGAGCAUUUCCCGAGGAUGUCAAAGAGUAUAUUCGAAAAAAUAUUCUCGGAACACUCGGUACGGAAGAAUCGCGCCCUUCGUCAGCUGCUCAGUGCGUUGCGUACGUUGCCGUGGCAGAUCUGCCCGUUCACCAGUGGCCCGACCUGAUGCAAAAGCUCGUGGACAAUGUGGUGAACGAAAAAUCGACGGAAGCGCUGCGUGAAUCGACCUUGGAAGCGAUCGGAUACAUUUGCCAGGACAUCAACUCGGAAAUUCUGGAACACCAGUCAAACCAGAUCCUUACCGCCAUCAUACACGGUAUGCGCAAGUCGGAACCCUCCAACCACGUCCGGUUGGCGGCAACGAAUGCGCUCCACAAUUCGCUUGAAUUCACAAAGGCCAACUUUGAGGAGACGGCGGAGCGGAACUAUAUCAUGGAGGUGGUGUGUGAGGCGACGCAAUCGACCGAUACGCAGAUCUGUGUGGCUGCGCUUCAGUGUCUGGUGCGCAUUCUGACCCUCUACUAUCAGCACAUGGAGGCGUACAUGGCGCAGGCCCUCUUCCCGAUCACGCUCGAGGCGAUGAAGUCGGAGAACGAACAGAUCGCGUUGCAGGGCAUCGAGUUCUGGUCGAACGUCAGCGACGAGGAGAUUGAUCUAGCGAUCGAGGCCCAGGAGGCGUCCGAGACGGGUCGUUUGCCGAACCGCGUCUCGAAGUACUAUGCCCGUGGUGCCCUGCAGUAUCUGGUGCCCGUGCUGAUGGAGAAACUGACCCAUCAGGAGGAGUUCGACGACGAGGACGACUGGAAUCCGGCUAAAUCGGCAGGCGUGUGCUUAAUGCUGCUCGCCACGUGCUGCGGCGAAGAGAUCGUGCCGCACGUAUUGCCGUUCGUGAACGCGAACAUCAAAUCGACAAACUGGCGCUUCCGGGAUGCGGCCGUGAUGGUGUUCGGUUCGAUACUGAGCGCUCUCGAGACGGAUCGAUUGAAACCGAUGCUCGAACAGGCAAUGCCGACGCUAAUUGAGCUGAUGUACGAUGAGAGUGUCAUCGUGCGCGACACGUGCGCCUGGACAUUCGGACGCAUCUGUGAGGUCAUCCCGGAGGUGGCGAUCAAGGAGGUGUAUCUGGAGCCGCUGCUGAAGGCGCUUCUCAACGGUCUGAAGGCGGAACCGCGCGUAGCCACCAAUGUUUGCUGGGCGUUCACCGGUCUGUCCGAUGCUGCCUACGAGGCUGUCAACAUCGAGGAUGAUCCGCCACAGACGUACUGUCUGUCGAAGUACUUCGAUUUCAUCAUCACGAGCCUGCUGGAAGCAACCGACCGACCGGAUGGUGGUCAGGGCAAUCUGCGCUCCUCCGCUUACGAAGCGCUGAUGGAGAUGGUGAAAAACUCGCCGCAAGAUUGCUACGUUUCGGUGCAGCGCACGACCAUGGUGAUUCUGGAGCGCAUCAAUCACGUGCUGCAGAUGGAAUCGCACAUUUCCUCGCACAGUGAUCGGCAUCAAUUCAACGACUUGCAGUCGCUGCUGUGCGCCUCGCUCCAGUCAGUGCUGCGCAAGGUAGACGCCAAGGAUGCACCGCAAAUUUCGGACGCCAUCAUGGUCGCACUGCUGACGAUGUUCAGUUCCAGCUCGGGCAAAGUGUGCGGCGUCCAAGAGGAUGCGUUGAUGGCCGUCUCGACGCUGGUGGACCUGCUCGGUGAAGAGUUCAUCAAGUAUAUGGAUGCGUUCAAGGAAUAUCUGUACAUGGGCCUCAAGAGCCACCAGGAGUAUCAGGUGUGCUGUACGGCAGUUGGCCUGGCCGGAGACAUUUGCCGAGGCUUAAAGAGUAAGAUCCUGCCCUACUGUGACGACAUCAUGACGCUCUUGCUGCAGAACCUAAGCAACCCGAACCUUCACCGCAGUGUCAAGCCGCAAAUCUUAACCGUUUUCGGUGACAUGGCGCUUGGCAUUGGACCAGACUUCAAGAAGUAUCUGAACGUUGUGCUGCCGAUGCUUGCCGCAGCCACCCAGGUACAGAUCGAUCAACACGACUACGACAUGAUUGAUUAUUUGAACGAGCUGCGCGAAAGCGUGCUGGAAGCGUACACUGGCAUUGUGCAGGGUCUGAAGGGCUCGGACAAGCAGCCAUUGGAAGACGUUAACGCACUCCUGCCACACGUUCCGUUCAUCGUCAGCUAUAUCGUCUCGAUCGCGAAAGACUCGGAGCUUUCGGACGGCAACAUUGCGAUUGCGGCCGGACUCAUCGGUGAUAUGUGUGGUGCGUUCGGGCCCAUGAUGUUGCAGUUUGUUGAAGAUCCGAGCAUUACCGAGUUGUUGAACGAUGGCAAAAACUCACGCACAAACCGCACGAAAACACUUGCCGGCUGGGCCAUGCGGGAGAUCAAGAGGGUGAAGAAUUUGCCGGUGAACUCGAGUUGGAAAUAGUGAUAUCAAAGUUCCCGAACGUUAUGUGGUGCCAUUUUUUUGCGGGUAUGAACGGACAACCCGCUCUCCCUCUCUUCGUUGUAUAUGCGAAACCAUGGGAAGGAGAGAAGCGUUUAUCCUGAGUAGUGUUUGAAUGUUAUAUUUUUAAUGCAUAAUAUGUAUCGAUCCAACUCUGUUGUUUGAUACUCUGACGUCAUCGUCACCGGCAUCGAUCACAUACAAACGCAAGUCUUCUCGAUGCUGGCUAAACCGAUCAGUAGAAAAUGUCUUCAAGAUUCGGACUCAGCAUUAAUGGUAACACAAUUAGCUACGCCAACAGUAGCGGGGCUACACCAACCACCACCGUUCCUGCAACAUAAAUUGUACUCGCUCUCAACCUGUAUAGAUACUUUUACUACAAUCGUCACACCCAGCACCAAGCGGCGCUACAUUGUUGCUUUUUUUUUGCGACUGCAGAUGAAGCCAACACAAAAUUAGCGUUACGUAGAGAAAAUUUUACUGCUCACCUUGGACACACAUCGGUUAUAGUAGCAACAUCUCAGAUGCAAUCGCAGAUCUAGACGCCCAAAGGAGACGCGCCUUCCAUCACAAAACAACCAUCCGACGGAAAGGGGAACACAACACCAUGCAAUUUCCAAAAUCCAUAGUAACGCUGGGAAAAUUAGCUGAAAUACAUACUUCGCGCAGACAUGACGUGUGCAAAUUCUGCUGGACAGGGCAAAGCACAGUUAUCGAAGUGUGACCGAUGCCACUACCGUCCAUCUGGUUCAUGGUUAUGCAAAUUCAACAGCAUCUAUUCAUCGGAUUCUUCAACCUCCUCUCCCAACAUCUAAAAUCGAACACCAGCUGCUCACAAGCACAUCGAACGUCCUCAAGUAAGUCCCCUAUUCUUGAAUGAAAUAGAAACAAUUUCUAGAUGUAUGUCUCUCAGUGCAGGAAUUCUAUCGAUUAAAUUAAAUUAUCUUUAAAAGAGCUUAUACGAUUAAGAGAUGAAGCACACACAACCGCUCUACACAUAUACAUUAACACACUAGUUUGAACACAUUUUUGUUAUCGCGUUUGUUCUGAUGUAUUGUUAUUUUUUUACCAUUAAUGAACACACAUAAACAAUUCCAAAACCGAAUCCCGUUAAAUACCUGUUCUAAUUGCCUUCUUGAUUCCCAUGAUCUAUCCCAGCGGAACUAAGCUUUCGUAGUUUUGCUGUAAUUUGCUAGGUGUGGGUAGUGUUCAUGGCUUACGUUCAUGAUCACAAGCCAAGCACACACAUACAGAUUCGAAUUACCAUCUGCCGCUUGUGAUCAAUCGGAUGCAGGUGGGCAUCGAACGAUUGCGAUUGUAAGAGUAAAAAUCGUGAUUAUUAAAACACAACACCCUCCUUGACAGCUAGUAGUAGUAAACCACAUUUGGUUAGGAACUUCAGAAAAAGAAAACAGAAAGUUAGUUCGCACCUGCUGCACCUAAGUAGAUAAAUAGAUGAGCAAUAGAGCAAUAAUGGGAUGUAGGUUACACUUUCACAAUUAUAUUUAUGUGCAGCUGAAAUCAGAAACGGAACCAGAAAGUUUACGAAUCGAUAACGAGAUCCAUGCAUCAUCCAUUCAAAUAUUACUGAGGGUGGUAUACACAUAGAGGCUCUUGAAAUCUGUAGGAUGUUGCACUAUCGCUCUAGGUUGGGAUAGGUAGCUGGUCUUAAUACAGGCGUAUAGCGAGUCAAUACUACACAAUACAACGUGUGUGCCAUAGUGAAAGAAAGCAUCAUUAAACAGAGGAAAGAAACAACAGGGACUGAAGCGAAUAGGAGUAGUAGUGUAGCGAUAACAACAGAAGGCAAGAAAAACACAAACUUUCACCGUGGGCACACGUCGUUUAGUUUGCUUUAAGCUAAGUUUUCUUUUUCUUGUUUUUAUUUUCUCAUCCUUAUGCAUCCUCUCCUUAAUCAAACAAUCUGACCGAGUGAAGUUCCGCGCAGUUGGUUUUUGUAAAAACAGUUGGAAAAUGGGACACAUUGCAUAUCCUUAGAACCGCUCCUCCUCCCUUCCAUACACCUGUGACACAGGACGUGAAACUGUUUGUCAUACAAAAUUUAGAAACUUUUAUGCUCAAAAAGCGUGGAACGCUCCCGUUCUCGUUUGCGCUGACUACAUAUUUCUGCGUUUAUCGGAUUGAUUUUACACCAUAAAUUCUUUUUUCCCCGUUUUCCUCUCCAUCUGUUCUAUGGUUAUAAUUUUGCCCUUUCCAUUCCAUUCUGUACUGUGCGGAAUAAUUACGAUGAUGAAUCUUUGAUCCCACACUAUAUCCGGAGUUUGCGAAGCAGAUUGCCAAGCGACAUAAUAGUUACUACACAACAGUAUAGGGAAUGAGUAAACCAAUUAUCAGAUACCAUUACACUCGUAGUAUGUAGCUCAAGAAAAGACAAAAAAAACAAAAAAAGUACGGUAAAGUCAUGCGAAUUUAGUAAUGGUGUGGUUGGUGUGUGUGCGCGAUCUAUGCUGUAUGUGGAAUAGAUAGGUGCUGAGUGUGUGUAUGCGUAUGAUGGUGUAUGUGCUGAGUGUGCAUGAUGAAAAAAAUUAAUGAAAAAAUGAGGAUGUAAAUGGAGAAAGUAGCGUGCGAGAACGAGAGGCCGAGAUACAGAGAAAGAAAGAAAGAAAAAAAUAGAGAGAGAGAGAGAGAGAGAGAGAGAGAGAGAGAGAGAGAGAGAGAGAGA